Molecule: messenger RNA, 270 nt
Organism: Suhomyces tanzawaensis NRRL Y-17324
Lineage: Eukaryota; Fungi; Ascomycota; Pichiomycetes; Serinales; Debaryomycetaceae
Exons: 1
Coding region: 5-202 (65 amino acids)
Source: RefSeq, a predicted model, not a curated record
GCGAAUGAGCACAGCCAUUUACAGGACUCUGGUUGGGUGUUGGGCACGGGUAAAUGUGCCCAAUACUGGGGCAGGCGUCCGGACGAAGCGGCCCAUUGAGGCUAUUGACCAUUAUCCAACGCGGGGCCAACAAAGGACGAAUCGUGGCCGAAAUCAUCCAGGGUGGAGAUGGAUCCGGUCAAGGGUGCAGGCCGCAAUUUAAGCUUUACUGACACCUGUGAUGCAUUGCGAAUAUGUAGGAGGCAUGUAGCGUAGGGGAUCUGCACCCGC